Molecule: messenger RNA, 4990 nt
Organism: Myodes glareolus (Bank vole)
Lineage: Eukaryota; Metazoa; Chordata; Mammalia; Rodentia; Cricetidae
Source: RefSeq, a predicted model, not a curated record
UUAGAUACAUAGAGAUUGCGUUCUGCAUAGAUAUGUAAUCUUCAACCACUUCAAAGAGUUGGAGAAUAUAGCAUUUAAAUAACUUGGGGUUCUGUUGGCAUGAGACACGACUGUUCCUGACAGCACUGAUCUAUUCCUGAGAGAAUGUUGAGCACCAAAGACACUCCACUCGGAGUUUGUUUUCUUCUUGGCAAAACUAGUCUUUGGGCAAGGAACCAGAACCAGAAGCACACAUAACCAUUAGAGCCCUACUUGCUAGUAACCUAGUUUCCCUAUGAACCAUUUACUAAAGCCCAAAACCUCCCAAAACAGUGCCACCAGCUAAUGAGCAAAAAGGUUCAGAGCAUUAUGAAGUACAUUUCAUAUUUGAACCAUAACGUGCAUGACCCUAAUUUUCCCCUUCUGUUUUUGUCCUGCCACUACCAAAACGUCAAAUGCUUCUUUAUUCCUUUGUUUACAUUUUCACCUUCAGAAGUAAUGCUUUUCAUGAUUGUCACCUUGGGUCCUGCACAUUUUUCCUACAACUAUCAGGGUUUUUUUUUAUAUAGUAGAUCAGUUUUUCGGUACUUCUCAUGUACAUAGAUGGCAAGGCACUGGGCAUCUUUCUUAAUGAUGAACCUUAAGUUCAUUUACCCACUCUACUCUGGCUUUUCAGACCCCUCUUGUACUCCUGAACUGUUCAUGGAAAGAUACUAAAAGACAACUGAGCUGGAGGUUUGGGGGUUUUUUGUUUUUGUUUUUUUGAUUUUUUUUUUGCUUGUUAGUUUGGUGUUUAUAGGUAAUUAGAACAUUCUGUAGUAAUCUCUAAUUUGUUUUAUACAUUAUACUGAAAGUGUUGGUUAUGAGUGGUACUGUAUGCUUUGAUGAGCAGUAAAGUUUAUUGGUAUGUUUAUGAAGAGAUUUGAGGGAUCUUUGAUAAGUUGUGUUUUUUUUCCAAAUGUUGAAGAUUCAGCCCAAUGCUUUGGACAUGCUAGACUAGUGCUCUGCUACAGAUCUACUUCUUAAGUCCCUAUAUGGAAAGAUUUGGGUUUAUACAAACGUAUUUAUUCUAGACAACUUGAAAGCUCUUUAUUUUUAAUUUUAAUAAGCUAAGAUAUAAUUUACAUACAACAAAAUAGAUCCUUUUAGUGUAUAGUUCUGUUAACCCAUAGCUAUAUAACCACCACCACAAUGGAGGCAAGAGUUCUGUUACUCCCUUUGUAGUCAGCCUCUGCUGCACCUGGUCCUCUAACCACUGGUAUAUUUUAUGUCUCUGCAUUUUUUAACAUUCACAUUAGUUAUGUAAGUGGAAUCAUACAACAGAUAGCUACUUGAGCCUGGCUUCUUUCAUUUAUAUCAGUACAUUUGCUAUCUGUAUUAUCACCUAUAUCAUUAAUUCCUUUAUUUUUAUUGUUGACAUUAUGUGGAUUCAAGUUUGUUCAUUUGCUGACUGAAAAGUGCUUAGGUUGUUUCAUGUUUGGAUGAUUAAAAAAUAAAUGUUCAUUUAUAAGCUUUUGGAGGCUUUGUGGCUUUCAUUUCACUGGGGUGAAAUACCUAGGAACAUUAUUGCUGGGUUGUUUAAUAGUUUAUUAUUAAUUUCAUGGACAGUUGAAAAACUGUUCCCAAAGGCCUGUACUGUUUCUACCUUCAUGUCUGUGACAACAGAGAUCUAGUGGCUCCAUAUCUACACUACUUGAUUGUGAAGUCUCCUAUUCUAAUAGAUAUGUGAUGGAAUAUCAUUCAUUGUGGUUUUAAUUUGCAUUUCCCUGAUGACUAAUGAUGUUGGAAACCUUUUAUGUAUUUAUUUGCCAUUUAUAUGUCUUGUUUGGUAAAAUAUUUCACUUCUGUUUUAAUACUUGCUUUUAUAUUUGCAGAUUGUUCUUAUAUCUUAUUUGAGUUGUAUACUUUCCAAUUGUCUAAUGGUACUUUUCAGGUUAUCAGAUAUCUGAUCUGCAAUAUUUACUUCUAUUCUGUGACCUGUCUUUUCAUUAUCUUUAAGAGAACUAGUAACAUUUGAGGAUGUAGCUGUGGAUUUCACCCAGGAGGAGUGGCAAUACCUGAACCAUCCACAGAGGACCCUAUACAGAGAUGUGAUGCUUGAGACCUACAGCAACCUUGUCUCUGUGGGAUCUGAAGACCAAGGAGGUAUAUAUCAUUUAUCAACCUCAGAACAGCAGGUUACUAAACCAGAUCUCAUUAUUAAGCUGGAAGUAGAAGAACCAGAGCCAGAAGACAGGAAAAUUUCUGUUUGGAGCUUUCCAGAAGUCUGCCAAGUUAAUGAACCAUUUGAGAGACAAUAUCUGGAUCAACAAAAUAAUUAUUUGUUGAUGCAAGUUGGGUUUCCUGAUGAUAAAAUAGAUACCAAGAGUUGCCAGAACUAUACUGAAUUUGGAAACACAUUUCAUCUGAACACAAACCUUGGUGUUGCAAUGCAAAAAUCCCCUGAAUUGGAAUCAUUUGGAAAUAAUAUCAUGGACCAUUUAAGCCUACUUGGUAGAAGCUCUACAGAAAAUAAACAUGAUACUGGAUGUGCAAAAUUAUUCUUCCAUACAGAAUAUGAAAAACCUAAUUUCAUAGUGAAACCCUAUGGAUAUGAAGAAUAUGAGAAAACCCUCAGGCAAAAGAAAGGUCUUAGCCUUCAUCAGAGAAUUAAAAAUGGAGAGAAGCCUUUUGAGUGUACUACAUGUCAGAAAACCUUCAGCAAAAAGUCACACCUCAUUGUACAUUGGAGAACUCAUACAGGAGAGAAACCAUUUGAAUGUACCGAAUGUGGGAAAGCUUUUAGCCAAAAGUCUCAGCUCAUUAUACACCUCAGAACUCAUACAGGAGAAAGACCCUUUGCAUGUCCAGAAUGUGGCAAAGCCUUCAGAGAAAAGUCAACUGUCAUCAUACAUUAUAGAACUCAUACAGGAGAGAAACCUUAUGAAUGUAAUGAGUGUGGGAAAGCCUUCACUCAGAAGUCAAACCUCAUUGUCCAUCAAAAAACCCACACAGGAGAGAAAACCUAUGAAUGUACCAAGUGUGGGGAAUCUUUCAUACAGAAACUUGACCUAAUAAUACACCAUAGCACUCACACAGGAAAGAAGCCUCAUGAAUGUAAUGAGUGUAAGAAAACAUUCAGUGAUAAGUCAGCCCUCAUUAUACAUCAAAGAACACACACUGGAGAGAAACCUCAUAAAUGUACUGAAUGUGGGAAGUCUUUCAAUGAAAAGUCAACCCUUAUUGUGCACCAAAGAACUCACACUGGUGAGAAGCCCUACAAAUGUGAUGUGUGUGGGAAAACUUUCACCCAAAAGUCAAAUCUAGGUGUGCAUCAAAGAACUCAUUCAGGAGAGAAACCAUUUGAAUGUAAUGAAUGUGAGAAAGCCUUCUCUCAGAAAUCCUAUCUCAUGCUACAUCAGCGAGGUCACACUGGAGAGAAACCCUAUGAAUGCAAUGAAUGUGAAAAGGCAUUUUCUCAGAAGUCCUAUCUCAUUAUACAUCAAAGAACUCAUACUGAAGAAAAACCCUAUAAAUGUAAUGAAUGUGGGAAAGCAUUCCGAGAAAAAUCAAAGCUCAUUAUCCAUCAGAGGAUCCACACAGGAGAGAAACCCUAUGAAUGCCUUGUGUGCUGGAAAGCUUUUAGCCAGAAGUCACAGCUCAUCAUCCAUCAGAGAACACAUACAGGAGAAAAGCCCUAUGAAUGCACAGAAUGUGGCAAAGCAUUCAGGGAAAAAUCCACAUUCACUGUACAUCAAAGAACUCACACUGGAGAGAAGCCUUAUAAGUGUGCAGAAUGUGAGAAAGCCUUUACCCAGAAAUCCAACCUUAUUGUACAUCAGAGAACCCAUACAGGAAAGGAACCCCAUGGAAGAGGCCUCACUCACAAGUCAAAACUCAAUAUGCAAUAUGGAACAAAGCAAUAGUGUCUAUCAUAUGCCCCAAAGGAAAGAUGUGUUAAUUUAAUAUUUAAAUGGUACCUGAAUUCUACUCUAAUCAUUAGGAUAAAUUCAGCAUUUCUUUUCAUCUGUUUUCACCCUAAUGCACAUGGAAAAAGAAGCAGAUGUGUAAUUUCUUUGGAAACCACUGUAACCAUAGGGCUGUUAGAAUGAAAGGCAAUAAGACACCAGUGCAAGAGAUUUCAGAGCUUCAGAAGUGAGUCAGCAUAGUUAAGAACUCUCCUCUGAGAAUUAAAAUACACUCUAAGGUGAAUGACCAGAGACAGCUGUGACAAAGACCACAGGAGGGCUGGGGAGAAACGGGGAGACAGAGUUUAUAUUUACAGAAAGUAAUCUAACAGAUUUGAAGGACAGCUGAAGAUGGGGAAGGAAAAUAACGGGAUAUAGUUGGUCUUGUUUGGUGAUUUAAGGAAAGUAAAGUCUGAAAGAAGUAACAUAAGGUAAGGGGUAUCUCAGUUGUUUAGAAAACUGCUCUGUGUAGAGUGUGACCCUGGCAUAUUCCACCUUAAGAACCUCUGGCAAACAGCAAGUCCAACUGUUCUCAUUCAAAGAAAAGCAUUUAAAAGCAAUCAAAUUUACAAAUGCAUUUCCAUUUCUAGGGAUACAUUUUACUCACGUGUAUAAAAUGAUCAAAACACAGAUGUUAUUUGUUGAUGUGUUGUUUGAAAACAAAAUAUUAGAAGCUGUCAAAAUGGCAUUUUUGCUUCCUGAAACUGACAUAUUCAUACCACAAACUCAAGAGGAAAAAAGAACAUAGAUAUUAUUUCUGCAGAAAUUUGGGGUAGUCACCAAGUUACAUCAUUAGAUAGGAAAAGCAGGGUGCAGUGAGUAUGAUGUUCUACCGUUUGUAUAUAAAAAUGAGAAAAUGGUAAGUACAUAACUGAUUUAUGUGUAAGCUGUUUCUGGAAAGGAAUAUGAAAAUCUGAUUACCAUUAUUAUCUUAUUGAAGGGAAUGAGGCAGUAGGUGACUAGGGAGAUGAAACAUGGAGACACCUGUGUAUUCUCUCAUAGCUUUAGAAAGUUGUACAGUGAGGAUAUACUACCUUUUUGAAAAAUAAAUCUUGAAAACUGUA